This is a messenger RNA of Ogataea polymorpha, 7250 nucleotides long. RefSeq lists its product as uncharacterized. Gene Ontology annotation, molecular function: zinc ion binding; DNA-binding transcription factor activity, RNA polymerase II-specific. Bases 1839 to 4313 code for a protein of 824 amino acids. NCBI's taxonomy places the organism in Eukaryota, Fungi, Ascomycota, Pichiomycetes, Pichiales, Pichiaceae. The record is from RefSeq and is a predicted model, not a curated record. The transcript is spliced from 2 exons. Gene Ontology annotation, biological process: regulation of DNA-templated transcription.
UGACACUGAAUGUUUGAGGAAACGCUGAAUGGAUUGAAGGCUGCGGGAAGGCCGCUGCUGGUCCACCUGUGGCACAAAUAUGUGCUUGUGCCCAUCGGGACGCUGCUGAUGAUGCUGCUUUUGUAUGGCAUCAACGAGAUAAUCAAAAAGACGACGAUUAAUUUCCCAGCAUCGGUGUGCUUGAUGCUGCUUAUGUAUGGAGGGCUGAGUCUGAACUCGUGGCUUUUUGGCGAGCAUCGCACUGAUGUGUUUUUAAAAUUGGUGGAUAUUCCGUGUGGAUUCGCGCUUCGAUGGAUGAAUUUAUACUUCACGCCUCCCUUUGUGACGCUUGUUCUGUCAGAUAAGGUGAGCGUGGCGGAGGCUUUCACCAUCAUGGCGGUGUAUAUUGUGGGUUACAUUUUCACGUUUGGGUUCAUGGCCUAUUUUACGUGGGGGUUGCAACUUUUACUUGGCACGUACAAGCUUCACGUGAAACAGGACGAAAAGGACGAGGAGAGCCAAAUCCCAGAGUCGAACCAACAGGAUGAGGUGAACGACAAUGCUAGCAAGCAGUCUUCGACUUCUACAACGAAAGAGACUCCGUGGGAGGACAAAGUGCGGGACUUUGUGCUUGAAUGGAUCGACUUCUUCAUCUACGGUCUUCUAUUCAUUGCUGGCAUCCCCGUCUACUUUGUCACGGGCUACGAGAUGCCUGUGCAGCUAGCUACUGCAGUGUUGCUAUUCCGGGCGUGCUUGUUCAUCCCGGCCAAGCUUCGCCGCUUCCUGCAUCCGAUCUUGAUCAGUUUUGCUCUUUGUUUGCUGGUGUAUUACAUUCUUUCGCUGAUCAAAGGCCAAAAUUACUUUACUUGCAUAAGGCAUUACAAAACGGGACGGACCUACUUGACGCUCUUUGACAGUAAGACGUACCCAGAUUGGCCGGGAGCAGGCGACUUUCUGCUUUCGCUGAUGGACAUCUCCAUUGUGUCCCUUUCUCUGUCGAUGUACAAAUAUCGAGGCGAUUUGAAGCGGCAUUUUGCCUCGGUCCUCCCUCCAAUCAUCUUGUGCGCAUUUAUGUCAUUUUUCAUAUACCCCCCUGUGUGCUAUCGGUUGGGCAUCUCUCCGGCCCGGUCGCUGGGUUUUACGGGCCGGUCGGUGACGAUGGCUCUCGGCAUACCACUGGUGACUGCUUUGGAAGGAUCCACGCAGCUCAUGGCGGUGACCACGAUCAUCAGCGGAAUAUUGGGAGUGCUGGUGGGCGACUUUAUAGUGUUCAAAAUGUUCCGUGUGCGCAAGCACGACUUUGUGAGUCGCGGUGUGUCGUUUGGUUUGAAUUGUGGAGCCGUGUCGACGUACUACCUCACCGUGGAAGACCCGCCAGCAGGAGCGAUGAGCGCAUUGUCGUUUACCUUUUUCGGAACGCUGAUGGUCAUUCUGAGUGCCAUCGACCCCUUGGUUAGAACCGCGCAGAAGCUUGUUGGGUGGUGACUAUGACGUCUGCGGGGCACCCCCAAGCCCCCAUAGUGGAUUGUGAGGCGUCCCCGUCGGGGUGUACCAUUUGUGCGCUGCUAAUCUAUGUAAAUUUAGUCUGACCCGCGUCCGUUUCUCUAUUUAUUCCACACGCAUUUCUAUUGUUUGCGAGGGGGUGACGUGUAGUGGGGAAACACUACUCGAAUUCCGUAUAUUAUUCGAGCUUUCUUUUUCUGCACCGCUAAUUGGUCACGCACACCGGAUUCCCCAAUCUAUUGUUUCCCCAGAAUUUUACCUACGAUCGGCGGGGGUGCAGAUGACGCAUUUGAAAACGUCCAUGUCAAAUUAUAAAAGCUGACACGGCUCCUGCUGCGCCAGUACGCAUUUUCUCCAUGUCUUGCGAUCGGAAGAAUCCCUGGAACAUCAUCAAGAACCCAGUCAACGGCAGAACAAGAAUCUCCCAGGCCUGCGACAGAUGCCGCAGCCGCAAAAUUAAGUGCUCGGGCAAAUCCGAAGACUCCCCUCGCUGCACCAACUGCGAGCGUGACGGCUUCCAGUGCGUUGUCAGCGACAAGCUCACCAGAAACAGUUUCCCUAAAGGCUACACCAAAAACCUGGAAAAGAAGCUGUUGGAAGUCGAGCUUGACAGAAAUAAGCUGAUGCUCGAAUUGCGCGAACUCAAGAAAAAAAGCGGGGACGAACAGCUCACCGCAAAUAUGCACCCCUGCCGGGCAUCCCGGCCAGAGACCCCCUUGCUGGUUGAUGCCUCCGGCGCUCUUGUCAUAGACCAGAACCUUGUCUCGCCGCUGCAGAAGUACAUCGACCAGCUCCAGCUCAACAUUUUCAAUGGGUAUGAAAAACAGCCCUCCGCGGUUUCCGACUCGGAAUCCAAAAUGUUGGCCAACUACCACAUGAAUCUCAACCGGUAUUUGAACCUCGUGCUGUACAAGCUAAUUUUCCCGCUGCUGGCAGACAAGGCCGAGCGCAGUCUCGACCACCUCAUCUGGCUUUUUUUCAACGACCUCAACAAACUUAUUCCGGUGCUCGACUUUGAGCUUUUCUACAAUGACUACCUCUCCUUUAUCAACAAGUACACUCCCGAAAGCUCCACGUACAUUGAGAACGGCGACAAGAAGAAGAAAUACCACGAAUUUUUGCCAAAAGAACAGGACUUUCUCGUGAAGCUUAUCCUGGUGCUCAAGUUCGCCCUGCCCACGCCUCGCACCGUGGCCCAGUCGUCGAUUCUCAACAAGCAGUCGCUCAACCAGUUCGAGGAGGCCAUCAAGCUGAUCAACACGAAGAACCUCGCGUUCCUGUUCCGCAAUAUCAGCUUUGUUAUGGACCCUUCGCUAGACAAGUUCGAGGUGGCCCUGCUGAUGCUCUACUACCUGCUCAAAUUCGAAAACUACCACAUAAAAAAAGAUGAGCGCCCGCCUGUCUCUUUCCUCAGAGACACUCUCAACGUGUGCAUCUCACUGUGCCGCGUGCUCACGCUCAACAAAGACGUCGAGCACGUUUGCUUCACGCCAGAGCUGGCAGAGACACAGAAAAUCCACAGACUCAAACUUUACUGGAGUCUGCACUCUUUGACCCGGCUUUUCGAGGUCUACUUCAACUUCAAGCUCGAUCUGUUCGACCACCAGCCGCAGUCUCUGGAAACCGUGCGUUUGGCGGCCAAGGACCUGGAUAUCACCAUAAAAUUCGUCGACCUGCUGGAUCUGGUGCCGCACAAUUUUAUGGAGCUGGGCGAGCAGGAACUUCUCCAGUUUGACGCUCAACUUGAAGCCUGGAACACGCUCGACCAAAUGGCCACCAAGGAGAAUACGCUCGCCGUCAACAAGCUGAAAACUUAUUACAACUACUUCAAGCUCCACGUUUAUCUGAGAACAGAGAGUCCCGAUCUUGUUACGUUGUGCAACGAGGUGGUGCAGCUCGCCGGCGAGCUAGUGGAAAACGACCUCGAAAAACUCGCCCUCAACAGCUUCAACUUCCACCUCACCACUCUGCUGGCCCUCGUCAACGUGGCCAAGCUCGACAACCGCCCCGCCGAGUACACCUCGCUUUGUACACUAUACUCGCAACUGGUGUCUGAGAUACACUGUGACCCAGCAAUUAUCCAGCUUGUCAAACACAUCACCAACUCUACAGGCUCCGACGACCUAUACUCUUUCAACUACUACCUUGCACCUUCCUCGCUGUUCAGACGCAAGGACGCAGACCUCUUUGAUCUCUCUGCCUUCGAAACGCCCUCUGAGUAUCAUUCGUUUGCUCCGUCAACGGACCCUGACAUCGACAGGUCUUCCAAGCGUGCCAAGCGCACCACGUCGGGCUCGCCGCCGUCGCCGUCCUCCAGCGUCUUCUCGUCUGUGUCUAGGGCUUCUUCCAUCUCCUCCAACAGACUGUCUGUUAGCUCUGCCGAUGCUCCGUCCUGUCUGUUCCCGUCAGCGUCAGCUCCUCUGCAGAAAGACGACCUGCUCGCUAAAAAGGAGCGUAGUGCUCUCUAUGAGACGUUUAGCCAGUCGGUCACGGGCAAUCUCAACAACGGGCUGAGAAAGCUGCGUCAUGAGGGCCGCAGCCGGUCGAAAUCGGUUGUCGAGAAGUCCAAGAGCCACUACGAUUUCGUCAAGCCGGAGUCGUUGAUGCUGAACGACUUCAAGUUCGAGCUCAACGAGCAGCUCCUCGAAACAGAGCAGAUGGAUAUUGCCCCUACAGAUACCCUUGAGCAGUUUAGCAAUCUUGAGAGUAACCUUGAAAGCGUCGACGUGCUCAACAGCACAGACAGAAAAAGGUCUUCCUCGUUUAGGGACGACGACGACCUCACUAAGCUAAAGGAGAAAGUUCUCAACAUGAAGUAUGCAACCACAUAAUAUUCAAUGACGAUAUAUUCUAUCUGUUUUUCACCUCGCUUUAUAGCAUCACCAUCUCAUUCUUCUCGUCUCGAGAGCUUCUUUUUAUGUCCCAUUUGUUCUUGGCAAUGACAAUCUUGCGCAGUAGAAGAUGAACCAAGAACGAAAACGAGCCCACAAAACGGAAGAGUGCAAAUCCAAAAACGCUCCAUAGGAUCACUGCCAGGUACUUGUUGUUUUUGAUUGAGUCUGGCUGGUAAAUCUGCGUGAUGGUCAUCACCAAAACUACGUUGGCAAUUGUCCACAGGAGAACCACUCGCGAACGCACGUCUCUAUAGUAGUCCUCGGAACUGAUUUGUGGUUUCACAGCUCCACCGUCUCUCAUCUUAACAGGGGUCUUUCUUCUCUCCUUAAGCUGGUACAGAUUCUCUGUGUACAUCGAGUCGAUGUCUCUCUGGUCGCCCACAAUCUCCAGCUUGAUCACCUCUUGGCCCUCCUCAUUGGUGACAAUUGUGGCAGAUCCCAAACUCGAAACAGGCUGGUUUUCUCCCUUCGUACCCCACGUGACAUCGUGUGUGUUGCAGAAAGCGUAGAUCUGCAGCAGACAGGUGUAGGCCGGCAGCAGGAAGAAGUACUGGAUGGACGACGAGAUAAUGUGCCAUGGGUCCAAAUAAAGAAUCGACAUGAGCACGUACAGACCGUACGUGGACGCCAAACUGACGCAAAUGGAGGCAAAGCUGAGACCCCCUGCGCUUCCAGCCUUGUUUUCUUUCACCAUGAGCACCAUGAAGUAGAAUCCGGAAAUGAUCGCGUACGUGCCGCAAAUGGUGAGCAGGAUGACUGCUAUCAAAAACAGUUUUGGAGCUCCCUGCGGUCUGUUGCCCAUGGAGAUCACUAACAUGCCCAGUAGGGUGCAUAAACACAGAUAAUUCAUGAUUUCAAACAGCACCUUUCCACCAGUACCUGCAAGAUCGAUGAGAGAGCCAGCAAGAUAAUAAAAGGUCAGAUAGAAGUUGGAGAUCGAGAAGAAUGUGAACAAUAAUGUCAAGAACUGGUAGACGAAUUCAAUAUGCAAGAAAAGCUUUCUCAAAGUCGAGUGGUCGGUUUUCCAAAUUUGAAAGAAUUUAGCUUGCGAAUACACGGCAGCAAAGAAUGCACCGUUCAGCCAUCUUCUUCUUUGCGAGAUGAAUUCAGAGAGCGCCUCAGGAACAUCUGUUUCUCCCUGAGCACUCUUCACAUACUUGAGGACCCAUUUGGCGUCCUUUUUGGCAACAAGCUCCCACGCAAGAAUUCUGUCCUCUGCAAGAUACAUGUUGGCAGAGAAUAUUCCAGCGUCAGGAGCGCCAUCGGUGUUCUCUCCCUUGAAGUAGGCAUUUAGCGGGCCAGUGCCGUCUUCAUGAUUCUUCAAGGCGGCAUAUCUGUAGGCGGACAGUGCACCUGGCAAGACGGAGAUGUAGCCAAACACGGACUCGCAUGGUUUGUCGAGAAUGUUUGACAUUUUGUACUCAAAGUUCUGCGAAGCAACCAACGGAUUGGCCAGUUUUUUCCACAAUUUACCUUUCAUGGCAACAAUUUCUCCAGCUGCACCAGCGACGUUGGAAUCGUAGUCAAACGCCUUCCAAAGGUUAUAAACAGCGCUGUCACAAGGGCGGGUACCAACAUCAAGAAGAACACACACUUUGGGCUCCAAAAGAGGACAAAUUGCGUUGAACAGCCAUCUAUGGGAGUUAAUCUUUUUGGCAUUUUUUUCUUUCAAACAGAAAACCAAUUGCACAGGGCAAAUGCCUUUCUCGAUACCACUGAACUUCAGAUCCUCAUCAAUUGACAAUUGAGCAGUGUACUCAAAUAGAUGGGCCUGGACCUCUUUCUGGUUGACAAGAGAUUUGGCAAUUCCUUCUUGGUAGAUACCAAUUGCAGAGAGAACUUGCAAAACGCCGGGAGAGAUCUUGUUUCGUCCAUCGGCAACAAUCAUGACAACGACUUUCUUCCAGGAUUCCUUACCCCAGGUUCUACUAUUCUGUCUUCUGGAAAGAUAGGCAAUGUUUCGGAACACUGCGUGCAAAGUUCUUGUCAAAGAAACCUCGUCUUCGUUAUACAUUGUAAUGCAAACAACGAUCUCUGUCUCUCUUCCCAUGUCGCAUGUUCUCAAACUGAAGCCUUCCUCAGCAAACUCGUCUGGACCUGUAGUAACCGCUGAAUACUUCAUGUAGUCGAACUCAUCUUCUCCUUUGAUCGGCAGGAAGUUGUAAAGUGUGGACGGAAUUGGGUUAUCGAGCACCAGAUUACCAUUUUUCGACUUGAACGUCUUUUGAGUGGUUCUGUAGUUGUUUCUUCUUGGCUGAAAGUCCUUUGGAAGCUCGUCAAAAAGCUUCCCAUCAAGACUGGUGGUGAAAUUGUAUUCUUCAUCGAUAGUUUGGGAUCCGAGAGUAUCACGAUCAAAAAGAGAUGGAUUGGUAUCAUUCUUGGCAAGGUGGGCCAUUCCCAUGCUCAAAGUGGACUGGGAUGACUGGGAAGAUUCUCUGGAUGCGUCCAGCUUACUAACGGACGAUUUAAACGGACUGGCAUUAGCGGCUGUGUAGGCAGAGGCAGAAAAAAUCGGCCGUGGGGACUCUAGAGUUCGGUCACUGCGCAAAGACUUGGUAAAUUCAUCACUCUUAGCACUAAAUAUGUCGUCAUCAUCAUCGGAAUUAGUUCUCACAAAAGCUGGUUUGGAUCUGGUGGGAGACUCGCUCGUGGUGUAGGCUGCUCUCGGAGUGGCUCCCGUUUUCUCAGCUGCCAUAAUGAACCUGUUUGCCGUGCUAUUUCCAAAUAGCUCGGAAUCGCUCCUUUUGAACGAAAUUGCUGGCGAGUAUUUCAAAGCUGCCUUUGACGGAGAUUGCUUCCUCGGGGAUGAUAUCGGGGUAUAAACGCUUUCCGGCUUUUUUGGAGACUCCGGGAAGUCUUCAAAGGGGUUUUCAU